Messenger RNA from Lobosporangium transversale, 477 nucleotides. RefSeq lists its product as hypothetical. Gene Ontology annotation, molecular function: protein binding. The transcript is spliced from 3 exons. Bases 1 to 477 code for a protein of 158 amino acids. NCBI's taxonomy places the organism in Eukaryota, Fungi, Mortierellomycota, Mortierellomycetes, Mortierellales, Mortierellaceae. The record is from RefSeq and is a predicted model, not a curated record.
AUGUUCGCCACAUGUUUCCGUAUUGGAACCAAGUUCUUUUAUAGCGCUUCCAAACUGCUCACAAAUAUUUCCUUUCAAAUCUUGAGGAUCCACGCUAUUCAGGACAGAAAGGAUUGUAGCGCUGUCAGAGACACUCAAGAUCAACAGAACUUUGGCCAAUAUGAAAAUGAAGGGAUCCUUGCACAGUCAGAGGUACUCAAAGCCAAUACGACUCUGGUCGCUUUGGACUUGGCUAGCAACUCAUUUGGGAAGGAAGGAGCUCUGGAAUUAUCAGAGGUACUGAGGAUUAACACAAGUUUGAUCAGAGUGAGCUUGUGGGGCAAUCCAAUUGGGGACGGGGGAGUUUUUGAAUUAUCAGAGAUACUCAAGCUAAAUACGACUCUUAAUGAAUUGAACAUAGGGAAUAGCUCAAGACCUAUGACGCUAUCAGAGGCGCUCAAGGUUAACAUCGCUUUGAAGACUGGUCUUGCGGACUAA